CACACGUAAACAAGAUAAUUAUGAUGAACUAAGAACAGUAGUUCUUAGAGUGGUAUUACGUUGUUUUGGACAUGUUUUAUUUACAUUUUAUGAGAUCAUUCGGAUAAGAUGCAAAUCACAGGUCUGAAUCGUGCUAUAAUAGCAAUAUGUUUACUUGGUAUAUUGAUCUCUACAUACGCACUCUACGUAGAGAUGGCGGCUGAGAUGAAGCCGGGGUACAAAGCACUGUGCGAUAUAUCUGAACAUGCGAGCUGUUCAAAAGUGUUAACAUCUAAGUACGGAAAGGGAUUGGGUAUUAUGCCCAAAGAUUCACCGUUUAAACUACCGAACUGCGUGUACGGAGUUAUGUUUUAUUCCAUUAUGAUAUUCUUAACUACUUUCAACGUGACGUCAGUGGUAAAAGUGCAGAUUGCUUUAUCAAUAACAUCAUUGGCAACAUGCGUUUAUUUAGCAUAUUUACUUAUUUUUGUACUACGUGAUUUCUGUGUCGUUUGUGUAUCUACAUAUUUGUUAAACAUUAUUAUAGCUAUUUUAUUAAACAAGAAACACAAUGGCUUACUUACGAAAAAUAGGUAGAUAUCUAAUACGGUUGAAAUUAUAUGGACCGUAUCGCCAUCUAUUAUCGAAUAUAUGUACUAUUAAGUUUUAACGCGACCUCUGCCUGUGUUUGCCUUUAUAUAAUAUAUGUAUUACUCAAUAGAUGGCAGAUGCAGAUUGUUGCGAUUUCCGAUGAGUUUUUUAUUUUAUGUUAAAUAAAUAUAUUAUAUUGAUUA
This is a messenger RNA of Vanessa atalanta (red admiral), 773 nucleotides long. RefSeq names its product vitamin K epoxide reductase complex subunit 1-like protein 1 (gene Vkor). The record is from RefSeq and is a predicted model, not a curated record. Gene Ontology annotation, molecular function: vitamin-K-epoxide reductase (warfarin-sensitive) activity. The coding region runs from base 109 to 576 and encodes 155 amino acids. Gene Ontology annotation, biological process: peptidyl-glutamic acid carboxylation; vitamin K metabolic process. Lineage: Eukaryota; Metazoa; Arthropoda; Insecta; Lepidoptera; Nymphalidae. The transcript has 4 exons.